GGCUAUUGAUACGUAGACUAAUAGUUACAUAAUAUAAUGUUAUGGGAAAUGUGAAAGAUAACUACCUUUAUGAUAAAAAUCGGAACGAUUUACGAAGAUGUUACAACAGAUGUGUUGGGUGACAUUGGAAAUUGGCAAUGGCUCGUCACAUUAGUCACCACUGUCCUGAUGACAAGCAACUUUUUCACACACUUCGAAGACAUCUUCCUCCUUCGCUCAUCUGACGUCUUCUGCUUACCCUCCCGCUUGUUCACCAAUGUUGGCAAUAUAACGUUGUGCACGUAUACACUGGACAACGGCACAAAUUUUAUCUGCGACGAAUGGAACGUCAAACUUCUAUGGACAAUCUGGUAUAACAAAUCUUGGCUUAUCUUCUGUGACAACAAGAUGAAGCUGUCAUUAACGGCAGUGGUGUAUCGUCUGGCAAUGGUAUUUGGAUUUGUUACUUUUGGUUUGGUGGCCGACAGGUAA
This is a messenger RNA of Pectinophora gossypiella (pink bollworm), 471 nucleotides long. RefSeq lists its product as uncharacterized. The transcript has 3 exons. NCBI's taxonomy places the organism in Eukaryota, Metazoa, Arthropoda, Insecta, Lepidoptera, Gelechiidae. The record is from RefSeq and is a predicted model, not a curated record. The coding region runs from base 70 to 471 and encodes 133 amino acids.